Messenger RNA from Drosophila serrata, 943 nucleotides. RefSeq names its product High mobility group protein D (gene HmgD). The record is from RefSeq and is a predicted model, not a curated record. Gene Ontology annotation, biological process: regulation of transcription by RNA polymerase II. NCBI's taxonomy places the organism in Eukaryota, Metazoa, Arthropoda, Insecta, Diptera, Drosophilidae.
GCUUUCGUUCUGCCAAAAGACGCUGGUUCCAUUACAGUUUAAUUCAAACACGAAACGAACAAGCUCGAAGCCAAUAAGACCUAGUUGUAAAACUUUGUUAAAUAGUAUCAACAAAUAAAAACAAAACACACUCUAAACAUGGCCGACAAACCAAAACGUCCUCUCUCCGCCUACAUGCUGUGGCUCAACAGUGCACGCGAGUCGAUCAAGCGCGAGAAUCCCGGCAUUAAGGUGACCGAGGUGGCCAAGCGCGGCGGUGAAUUAUGGAGGGCAAUGAAGGAUAAGUCGGAGUGGGAGGCCAAGGCUGCCAAGGCCAAGGAUGACUACGAUCGGGCCGUCAAGGAGUUUGAGGCCAAUGGUGGCAGCAGUGCUGCCAAUGGCGGUGCCAAGAAGCGUGCGAAACCAGCGAAAAAACCAUCGAAGAAGAGCAAGAAGGAUGACUCCGAUGAGGAUGAGGAUGAUGAGAGCGAGUAAACGCAUUGCUCUUGAUCACAUCCCUCCAAUAUUCAUCACCAAGUCAUACACAAAAAACACAACAAACAAGCAGCAGCAGCAACACAAUCCCCAUCAACAGCCACAUCCCCGAAGUCCUUCUGUAAUUCAUUUCUAAAUAGAUUAGAUCGGACACAGCACGACGUCGUUGUCUCUGCUCUCCUCAAGAGCAACCACACAGAGAAUGUGGUUGUAAGAACAAAACAAACAAUACGAGAAAAACCCCGAUCACGAAAUAAGCUAAAUUGUAUUUAUACAUUUAUGAAUUUAAGUUUAUAGUGUAGUCGUUUCUUUUAUCGUAAACAAUAUGCAUACAAAGAGAAAAAGAGGACACAACCAAGAAGGAAGAAAGCAAGGAGAGGAAGGCGGAGAUCACACAUUUCGUUGUGAUUUCCCCCCUUUUGUUUUGUUUCUGGCGGUGGCCCUCACGGGCGCCGCGUUGAAGGAAAAU